UGGCGCGGGCAAUGGCUCUCUUCGCACGCUGCUAAGCCACUCACAGUCACGUGGGGGUCGUUUCCUCGCCUUUUCCGCCAAGAGGGAGAGGGAGAGGAUUUUCCCGAAAAGAUAAAACGGGGGGGAGAGGGGAACAAGAGAGAGGGAAAGCUCAACGAACCAUCGCCGCAGCCGCUGCCCUCUCCUUUCUCUCUGUCUCUGCCAAAGGUCCUUCUCCUCCUCCUCCUACUACAGAAACUCGACGACAACUUUUUCGUUGGAGGUCGACCCACCAGAACAAGUGUCUCCCUCCAGAAUCCAUCGCGCACGUGUUGAGUUAUUCGCCGAAGAGUGAUUGAGGAGGAGGCCCUCCUUCUUCUUCUUCUUCUUCUUCUUCCCGUCGGAGGAGAGAGAAAGAGAGUGAGAGAGGAUGGCCUGGGCUCGUUUCCCGAAGUGAUCUCAACGGAGGAGGCGCCGGUGUUGUUGACCAGAGACGGUUGCGGGGGAGGGAGAGAGAGAGAGAGAGAAGAAAAAAUUUGGUGAAAAGUGUUGCUCCGACCUUUAAAAGUGUUAUUGCGCUAUCUUUUUUUCUUUUCUCAUUUUAGGCCGAGUUAGAAGAGUUCCAGUGAUUUUGUUGAUUCGUUAUUGUAUUAUUUUUACCUUUUCCAAUUCGUGAUGGAUAAGGGCACCGCCCUCCUCUUCCUUCUGCUGGUGUUGAUGAAGAGGUGAUAAGGUAUUCGAAGAAGACCCCCUUCGCGUGCCAGGGACCACUCGGUGGCUACUGAGGCUGCCGCCUCUGGCGCCAGAGAAUCCAGAAGGCCGAUAAAAAGGAAUUAAUCGGGAGUAAAUUUGGGCAGGGUGGCGAAAGGUCCCACUCGUUACAAUAAGGUGUUUGUUGUUGAUUUGUUAUACCGCAUGGAAAGGACGAAUUCAAUCCGUAAUAUUAGUUAUAAUAAUCAUAAUAGCUAUGGUGAUGAUACGAUCAUAUUCACGUGAGGAAAAUGUAGAAGUCUAGGAAAUCAAAAUUCAUGGAAAAGUUCGAGAUUCUAAUCAAUUAGUUUGUAGAAAAUAAACCGGAACUUUGUGAACCUGAAACCGUUCGGGGGAUGUUACGUUGUGCCGUUUUAGCGUUGGUCGACUGGUGCCCUCUCUUCUGCCCUUGUGCCCUCUCUUCUGCCCUUGUGGCCUUGACCUUAUUGGAGGAGAAACGAUGAGAUGCCCCGGUCACUAGAAUCCUACGAAUCCUACCCGGGGACAUAAUCCUUCGCCGGAGGGCUUUGGUCUAUAGGAAUCCUUUAGCUACCCGACAAUUGUGUGGUGUCCAUGUUGAACCCUGAUUAGAUAAUACCAUUUAUAUAGAGUUUGAUUAGUUCGACCCAAAUACCGUCUAUUUUCGUAGAAGAGAAAGUUCUCAUCCACUUUAGAGCAUAACUAGCCACACUUCACUCACGUUAGUCUACGACACGCACACAGUAGUGAAUACGACCCACGACCCUUGAAUGACUUGAAAUAGCAGUAUAUAUAGAUUUUGUAUUAAUUAAGCUGAUGAAUUAUGAAUAGAGUUUAUCCCGACCCUAGAAGGCAGAAAGAACGACCCAAAAUGCCCUGCGUACUCUAGAUGUCGUGAGGUUAAUAACCCUAUUCACAUCAAAUCCCGAUCAAUCUCGAUCUUCAGAAGGACACCACCUUCACCCCGCUUCAGGAAGGACCUAGCCCAAGUUGGGGAUAUCAAAGGAUACCACGCCACGAUGGAUUCCUCCAGGAUAGGCGGGGAAGGUUUUGAGGAUCUGGAGGACUCAAACUCCACACUUUCCUCCAACACCACCGAGAGAAUCUUCUCUAUAGGAGAGGACUUCAUUACAAAAUGGAAACAGCAACGCGGGCGGAGUGGUGAUGCCGAGAGCGGCAGGACUGCGGUUCUUAACAUGACGGCGCCCCUGGGGGAUACCCUGGGCAUGGGCGGCACUGGGACGACGUUGGUGCCCUACCUUGUCUCCUGGGAUGGCGUGCCAAGAAUCAAUGACCCUUUCAUCAGUUUCCUCAAUGCUUCCUCUGAUCUUUGGGGAGACAACCUCACCUGCUGGGGGAAUACCUCCAUGGAGUGCAGCGCAUCCAACGCCACCACGACGGAGGGCGGGGCACCUAUCCUACCGCCCUUUGAGCUCUGGCAGACUGUCCUCAUUGCCAUAUGCCUGGCUUGCUGUAUGAUACUGACAGUGGGCGGUAACCUACUAGUGUUGCUUUCCUUCAUCGUGGAGAGAGCGAUUCGCCAGCCGUCGAACUACUUUAUUGCGUCUCUCGCCAUGACAGAUGUCCUCAUAGGGUCGAUUUCAAUGCCCUUCUACACUGUCUAUGUCUUAAUGGGAGAAUGGACACUUGGCCCCAUAUUGUGUGAUUUAUGGCUAUCUGUAGAUUAUACUGUUUGUUUAGCUUCUCAAUACACUGUUUUACUCAUUACCAUAGAUAGAUUCUGCUCUGUGAAAAUUGCAGCAAAGUACCGCGGAUGGCGAACGAGGACAAAAGUGAUGGUCAUGGUGGCCAUGACCUGGAUAAUACCAGCGCUCCUGUUUUUCAUCAGCAUCUUUGGAUGGGAACAUUUUGUUGGAUACCGGUCUCUUCAGCCCAACGAAUGUGAGGUACAGUUUUUAAGAGACCCUGUUUUCAACACAGCUCUCAUUGUCACUUAUUAUUGGGUCACCUUAGUAGUGCUUUUUGUUUUGUAUGCAGGGAUCUACAAAACAGCUUAUGACAUGCAGAAAAAGUCAGAGGCAAAGCACAGGAAGAUGCAAACACUUGUGGCUCUUAGUGCAGGAGGAAUGGCAGGCAUGGCCGGAAGAACAGCAGGAUUAGGUAUGAGCAAAACGCAAAGCACCUUACUUAGCCAAGAUAAACCACAACCAGCACCACCUUCCAUCAAUGCGCAGCCUCCCCAGGCUCCACAAGGAGGAUCAGGUGUCAGUGAAUCAUCAUCAAGUCAAAAAACCUCUUCCAAGACUACAGAAACAACAAGCUUCUCUGAAAGACGAGGAGACCCAGCAGAAAAAUCUGAGCGAUCUAGCAGUCCAGCAUUUGAAUCUGAUGAAGAGAGUAGUCAAGUACCAUCAGCAACACGACGUACAUUGCCCAACAGUGCUGUUCCUCGACUUGACCCACCAGCACAACACCGCAAGACUCCAACAGCUGAUGCUCUCCCUAAAAUUCCAGAACAGAGUGUAUUAGAUACAUCAACAACAUUAGAGGGAAGUUCCUCAUCAGAUGCUGGAAUAGGAGCUCUAGCAGUCCAGCUUGCAAAAUCUCUUCCCUUUUCACAUCAUCAUCAAUCUCCUAAGAAGAUUCCAAUACUCCCUGACGUGGCCCUCCAUGAACAAAGUCUACAUGGAUCUGGACUUCUUGAUGUAACUUUAGGAGCUGCCACAGCACCUUUAGCUAAACGAAUGUCAGCAGAUUUUUCCAAGAAUGAUGAUGACAACAGUGGGCAGUCCAACAGUGGACAUUCUGAUGAGACACUAAGCGUUCAGUCAGGUGGAGAUUCACCAUCCCCGUCAUCAAAGCCACAACAGCCUCUUCAUCCAACUUCACUGCCUCUUAGACCUAUCAGUACUGUGCCUAUCCUCCCACUAGCUGCCUCUACACCAACUGACAUGCUGGAUGAGAGACUAAUAGCUCCUCCUGCAAUGUUUGCUGACACCAUGAGUGUCAGCAGUAUCUGCACAACACGUCCUCCUUCUUCUCUCAACUAUGGUCCUAUGGCCUACGAUAUUCUUACGGGUCUGGAUACGGGUGAUUUACGCUUCAUGGAUGAAUCUUCAAUUAUUUUGCCCUCCCCCGUGGUGGAGGACCCACCAUCCUCAGUAUGGGCUGCUACACUACACAGUCCAGGCUCACCCACAGGUCGUUCCCUCACUUCCUCUCUCACUACUCCUCAUAGCAUUCACAGAAAGAUGAGUAGGAUGCAGUCACGCUCUGAUGAUGAAGAUUUGGAAAUGAGCAUUGAAGAAGCAGAUGAAUCAGCAGAUGCUGAUGAUGAAGGCUGUGACAAAGACGAAAACUCAGAACAUUCUACAAAUGUACUAGUAACUUCAAUUAUUCAUGCUUGUACAGCUGUAACUACACUGGCAGGAUCAGAAAAAGCUUCGAGUCCAGUUAGCCCACCACAGGAAACGACAGUUAACGGCAGCACUGCACCAAAUGCACACAACAGCAUAACUACCACAGCUAAUAAUGCAAAUAAUACCACUUCCACAAAUGCUCCACCACCACCUGUUCGACCCAGAUCUAACAUUGGAGGAGGAACACCAGAGCCAUCCAAGCCAAGUGUCUCCAAUGCAGGACCAACAAACCAACUCAUUACAACUCAUAAUGUCAACUCUAACAAAACUGUCACCAGUGUCGCCAGAACGGAAUCAUCAUCUCUGAUUGAAAAGGACAAAGGAGGUUCCAUAGCAGUCACCUCUGACGCUCAAAGUUCAAUCAAGGGUUCCCUGAAAGGAUCCCGGAAAGGUAUUGUUAAAUCAAUCAGGAGUCUGAAGAAGAAGAAAAAGAAGAAUGAGGGCGAGAAGCGCCAUCGCUCAAAAUCUGAAAACCGAGCCAACAAGGCCUUGAGAACCAUCUCCAUUAUUCUGGGAGCAUUUGUUGCUUGCUGGACACCUUACCACAUUCUAGCUAUUGCUGAAGGCUUUUGCCAGUGUACAAACACGCAUGUCUACAUGUUUGCUUACUUCCUGUGCUAUGCUAACAGCCCCAUCAAUCCUUUCUGCUACGCUCUCGCUAAUCAGCAGUUCAAGAAGACGUUCAUGAGAAUACUCAAAGGAGACCUUCACAUAACGUAACACAUCAGCAUGGUAGAUGCUCCGUUGGUAUUUACUCAAUUAUCUGUGAUAUUUGUAGGAAAGCCACCAUUACUUUCAGUGCUCAGUAUGGCAUGUACGAUUCUUUCAAGCCUCGCGCACGAAGUAUAUUCUGUCAGAGUGUACAUAUGAAGCCUUGAUCUGGCAAACAGAACAAAAUUCGCUUAGGAGUCAACAUAUUGCAUACCACGUGCUAUAAGUAUUAGUACCGUCAUAGCACUUUUAGCACAAUUGUUUCUAAUAAGUACUUCAAUUGAUAACUAUUUUCCUCAUGUAUAUAGUUGCCAUAAUAAGUCAAGUGCGAGACUUAUUUUGAUAGCGUCAUAUACAAACUGAUCCUUUAUACAUAAGCAAUACUGAAGAUUUAUGUUACCAUACCUCAUCACAAUGCGCGCGCAUGGUUGUAGGAACGACGUACAUGCUACCCUUCAGUGCUGCAUGUAAAUACUAUAAAAACAAAAGACUAUUUAAAAUGUGCAUAUCCCCCUCAAGUGUAUAUAAACUAAUAUAUAAAUAUAUAUACCUAUAUCCAUGUGGCAGUGGCCUGCCUCAUAAGGAAUGUGUUCUGAACUUGUUUUAAGAUUGUACGCACGAUGGCUUUUAUAAGGUCACACUGUGUUGAUGGCCUUUCUUUUAAGAUAAUAAAUCAGUAUUCUAUUUUAUACAAGAAUUCUGAGUCUUGGAAGUCAUUUUUUUUAAUAAGUCGUCAUAGAAGAAACCAUACAGUCGUGGAGAAAAAACUUAGGAAAAACCGAAAACGUGUAUAAAAUGUAGUAAAUACAGAACUACAGUGUGUGCACGUAUAUAUAUGUGUGUGGGUGAGAGAGCGCAUGCGUGUAAACUAUUUAUUGAAAACAGGGAACUGUUUUCUGAUCAAGUAUUGUAUAUUACAUGAUUUAUUAAAUGAAUAUAUAAAUAUAUGAGUUGUACAGAAGACAUAAGUAACUCCUUUCAAUAUGUGAAGAAGCCUCCCAUGUCUAUUCUCUGUCUAGCUAACCUAAGUUGAGCUUAAUUUUGUAAAUAUGAACUUGGAUUUCAAUGUCUUGCUUCAGGAAGCAGACAUUCCAUACGCAUAGCUUGGACCCAAACUGCCACAAAUAUUUGUUAGUGAUUCUUUUGUUUACUCUUAAGAUUUCCAAAGAAUGAGGGAUUGUACACGUUGGUAUUAGCAAUCUGUCAGUUGUUAUGAGGUUUCAGUACAAUAAAUUUGGUAUUCCAGAAGUAUUACAUUAUCGUAUGCCACUCUGUGGGCUACUUUACAAGGGACACUGGUAUAAGUAUAGUGAUUUUUUAUACCAUGUUUUACAGCUUUGGUUUGUUGUAUACUAAAUAAGUGACAAAAAGUUCAUUUAUGUAAGCAGAUGUAUUUGUAUGUUGUUGAAGAUCACUUGAAAAAAAAAUCUUUCAUACUCAUUGGAGCCAAAUUGUAAUGAAUGCCAUAUCAUUCAAUUGAAUAUAAAUGUAUGAAAACUGCGUAAACGUAUAUAUUUGAAAGGUGAAUUUAUUUAUAUAAAAGUAUAGACAGAGAUACAAACUACAUAGUUGUAUAGCAAAUGAGUUCUUCCAAACCUAAGGGCCCGGUGGAGUGUAAUACGUUAACAUAUUUUCAAAGGCCAUACUCCAUAUUUUUCAACUGAACACACAUUUAGCAUCCAGUAUAUUUUAUAUCUGCCAAAAAGUGACUCUAUAUUGUAUGUUGGUUGUAAUCCAUUGUGGAACUCUUAGACUCUAAGGAUUAACAUGAUGUGAAUGGGGUCACCUCAUCACUGACAUGUUCAUCUCGGUUGACUAUCCGAGUGUCUUUAUCAAGCGACCUGUUUGGUCUCUAAGUUUCCCCUCUUGCCCAGCAAAACCAGCCUCCAACCUCAACAACCUCCUCCAGUCCUCUCCUUAACCCCAACCCCAUCCUCAGUUUUUUGUAACCACUCAUAGGACCCUAUCUGUGCUGUAGAUCUUGCAAAAAAAAAAGGAUGAGUAUAUAAUACAUAUCGAAGCAAUCGGCAUUCCUGGGAGGGCAUUCUUUUACAAGUCGACUCAUUAUUUCUUCUCCCUCUCUCAGCAACUUGUAAAUAGUAAACAUGUGAAAUCCCUGGUGUUGGUGGUGGUUCCCUCCAUGGAUGCUGACUGCCAAUCAUUUCGCUCUGGGAUGACGUUCCCGCUCGCCAGGGAGUUUGGCGCGCGUUUUGUAGUGACUUGGUUUUGGCGCCGAAGAAUUUGAUAUUAUGGACCAUACUAUCAUUGCGACUUCUUUUUGAGCCUUGCGCCACACCCAGAUCACCCUGUGAGCCCAACAAAACGUGCCUCCUAAACUGUUCCUUCUCCGCUUCUGCCUCGAACUCCAGUCACGCUCCUGUCAUCACUCAUAAGACUCAUGUUCCUUCAUCAAGUCACUGACACAUUCACAUUCCCUCAUCAAUAAAAAAGAAGAAGAAGGUGAAAACAUGAAACAAAAGAGCAGCUUCUUUGCAAAGAAAGUGAUUUCAAUACUCAUUCAUUCCAAGGCGUCAAAGGCUGUGUAUGUAACCAAUGAUUUCACGAAAUCAAACAAUUUUUAGUGUUUUUCCGCCAUGCUUUGUACCACACGGAGAUCUCAAAACAUGAUGCAACCAUAUCAAAAUCUACUCUUUCAAGUCAGAACGGCUUCACACGUCUUCUUAUUUUCAUUUCGUGUACACUGCACGAAUCAAAUUCUUCAGGAUCCUAUCAUCUUCGUCUAUUUCAUUAUCCAUCAAUUAGAACUUUUUUUUCCUUCAUCACAUUUCCUCCCGCCAGAUAUGCCAUCUUCAUCCCGGCAUGACUCGAUGUGAAGGCAGUUGAUUGGGCGGGGCGUGUAGUGACGUCAUCAGACUGUUGCCUAUUGCUGAAUUCCCAUUGGCUCACCAGCAGAAGCGUAGACAGACCUUCUGCUAUCGUGAGACAAUGGGAAUAACAUAUAUAUAUAUAAUUGUAUGUAUAUAGAUGCCAGCCUGAGUCAGUAUGAUAUGAAUAUUCUGUGAAAAGAAAUAAAUAUAAAUGUCAUUGUUAUGCUAA
Macrobrachium nipponense is the source of this 7856-nucleotide messenger RNA. Its product is annotated as muscarinic acetylcholine receptor gar-2-like. The transcript is spliced from 2 exons. The record is from RefSeq and is a predicted model, not a curated record. Gene Ontology annotation, biological process: synaptic transmission, cholinergic; G protein-coupled receptor signaling pathway, coupled to cyclic nucleotide second messenger. Gene Ontology annotation, cellular component: plasma membrane; dendrite. The coding region runs from base 1728 to 4808 and encodes 1026 amino acids. Lineage: Eukaryota; Metazoa; Arthropoda; Malacostraca; Decapoda; Palaemonidae. Gene Ontology annotation, molecular function: neurotransmitter receptor activity; G protein-coupled serotonin receptor activity.